Eriocheir sinensis (Chinese mitten crab) is the source of this 3545-nucleotide messenger RNA. It is a transcript of the gene egl, whose product is annotated as egalitarian protein homolog. The transcript has 8 exons. Gene Ontology annotation, biological process: nucleobase-containing compound metabolic process. Lineage: Eukaryota; Metazoa; Arthropoda; Malacostraca; Decapoda; Varunidae. Bases 198 to 2831 code for a protein of 877 amino acids. Gene Ontology annotation, molecular function: nucleic acid binding; 3'-5' exonuclease activity. The record is from RefSeq and is a predicted model, not a curated record.
UCCCUGGGGAAUUUUUAGCACAUUUCAGACCUCAGUGUAGCGCCUUAACGUGUGUGACACUUGGCAGCGCUGAUUUCAGUGGAGUAGCCUCAGUGUGUUUACAACAGUUAUCGGAGGAGGGUGUGUUGCGGUGCUCGGGGCGUCCUCAUGUAUCUCGGCCCUGCCCUGCCUCCCUUCCCUCGUCGCCGGUGAUCAUAAUGGACACCAAGGACUACGACCAUGUCCGGAAUCUCACGCUGCUCUUCUUUCUGGACCGGCUCAUGGACAAGGGCCAGCCGCGCACCCUGCAUGACCUCAGCUGUCAGUUCGGCACCAAGGGCUUCACCAAGGACAUGCGGCAGAUCGCGGGCGGCUCGCAGUCCGGCCUCAGAAAGUUCCUGCAGCAGUACCCGUCGCUCUUCACGCUCGAGGACGACUACGUGAGCGUCACCAACUACAGCAACGGCAUCUCCAACCCGCACGACCCCACCGGGAAGCUCCUGGGGAAACGGGACUACCAGCAGGAGGCCGUCGAGUACUUCGUGGGGAAGCUCCGGCAGUAUGGGGCGGGGACCGAGGUGCCCAUUAAGUCCCUCCUGGGGCACCGCUCGCAGGCGUCCCCCGAGGUGCGCCACGUCUCGGGCCAGCACGUGAAGGAGUUCCGUGACUUUCUGGUGCGUUAUCCUGAUGUGUUCGUGGUUCGGGAGGAGACGGUGAUCCUGAAGGAGUACGAAGGAGCGGCGCCACAGCCCUUCAAGGAGCUGGAGGUGCCGCAGAUCGACCCGCUCCUCACCCAGCAGGUGUUGCAGUACUGUUCGGCGGCGCUGAUUCGCGGGCCGCUCAUCAUCGAGACGCUCUUCAACGGCCUGGCCAAUGCCUUCCCUAAGGACACGCUCUCGCAGCUGUGUCGGUGCAGCAGCGACCUCGCCACCUUCCUCAAGAUGCACUCCAACACCUUCUUCGUGCAGGCCAACAUGGUGCGCCUCGUCCACAACGCCGCGGCCCCCACCGCAACCACCUCAGCGCCCCCCACGCCCACCACUCCCAACACCCAGGCCCCGCAGCCCCUCUACUCCUCCUACAACGCUCAGCCGCCCCCCCAGCAGUACCAGCAGCAGAGCACACCUGUACAGCCACAGUACCAGCAACAGCACAUUCCCCAACGGAACAACAACAGCACCAUCGCCAACAACAACAUCAACACCUCGUCGCCGGACAGAGAGGAGCUGGUCAGGUCUCCCACGUCGCCAACGUCCCCGGUGAGGCAGCCGCCCCUGCAGCCUCCCGCACCGCCGCCCCAGCAACAGCAACAGACCCUCAAGGCGCGCGUGAACUCCCUGCUCCGGAAAACUUUAGCGGACAACAGUGAACGGGACCGCGUGAGCUACAGCGGCGGGGACAGCGGCGAGAACGUGACGGGGCGCCUGCUGCGGCACACGCGGGUGGUGGUGUCGGUGCGGGAGGCGCGCCAGCUGGUGAGCGCCAUUCUGGCCGCGCGCCAACCCGUCAGCUUCGACGGGGAGGGCGUCAACCUAGGCCCCUCGGGACCCAUGACGCUCCUUCAGGUGGGCCUCGUCUCGGGCCACAUCUAUAUCUUCGACGUGAUGGUGGAGCGGAGCCUCAUGUACGAAGGCGGCCUCAGGGAGCUUCUCGAGUCCACCGACAUCGUCAAGGUUGCCCACGACUGCCGGGGUGAUGCUGGCGCCCUCUACCACCAGUUCGGAGUCACUCUACGGCACGUCUUCGAUACCCAGGCGGCGCAUGCAGUGUUGCAGCAGCAGGAGACGGGCAAACCAGUGUACAAAGUGAAGAAUGUGUCCCUCAACACCCUCUGCCGCUCCUACAACGCCCCCGUCAACCCUCGCAAGGACCAGAUGAAGAAUGUGUACCGGCGGGACCAACGGUUUUGGGCGCGGCGGCCGCUCACCGAGGACAUGAUUAUCUAUGCUGCCUAUGAUGUGGUGGCGCUGGUGCCCACCGUCUACGAGGCCAUGAGGAAGCAGCUGGACCCAGCGUUAAUGCCCCUCUUUGAAGAGCUGUGCCGAGAGCAGGUGGAAGCCUUAAUACAGCCUGAGGAAGUCAAACAAAAGAAGAAGCAACGUAAAAUUGAGACAGAAGUGGCGGAGUUGAAGACCAAGUUAGCAACCACUCAGGCCAGAGCCAUUGUUCUUUCUAACCGGGAGAUCAGAUUACUUAGGUAUCUCGAGCUGAGCGAUGAAGAGCGAGAGAAGUUGGAAGGCUCUUACAAGGUUGCUAAGAAACUGGAGCGCCUGCAAAGUAAAAAAGAGAGGGACGAAUCUCCAGACAAAAACGGAGAAGAUGAGGAUGACAACAGUGAUGAUGAUGACGAUGACGACCGCGAGGGUGUCGAGGAUACCGAGUUCCCCAGCCUGAGCAGUGUUGGGUCUGGUGGCUCAGGGGGUUCUGGGGGCGGCCUGCUGUCCCCUCGCUGCAACGGUGAAGGCGAGGGUGACGGGUACGGCAGCUCCCCGUCCCUCACCACCAGCAUGAACAUGGUGGACCAGGUGCUGAGCAACGAGGCGAUGGACCGGCUGGAGAAGAUCGACCGUCUGGAGGCCAUCCUGGCGGCUGCCACUCAGGGCUCUGGGACGUCCUCGCCGGCAGCCCCCACCAGCAUCAGCCCUCCAGCCCCUUGCUGCUGCCCUUGCCAUGGUGCCACCCCUCCCAACUCCUUCCACCACACCACGCCACAAUACUCCCUUGGGACCGCCUCGCCACAGUCCACCGCCAGCAGGGCUGACGCUAGCUGCCAAACUCUUAGCACCGGCGACAUUGUGAUCACCAAAGUGUUCUUCCCAGAUAGUCCUGAUAAUGCAAAGGAAAAGAAGUGAUGUGUACAGCAAGAAUGGCUCCAUUAUAAAACACUUGCCCGUGCCACUAAUGGGCUGGGGCUGACAAAGAGGCCCCGUCAUGAAAGCCCAUCGGUGCAAUGGGCCAAAUGUGAAAAAAAAGUGUACAUAAUUUUGUAUAUUUUUAAUUAUUCUUGAGUGGUGGCGAUCACCAUGUGAUAGUUAGAAGGUGCCGUGUGCAGGCGCCUGUGAUAGCGGCCCCCGGGCUCACGCAGCUAGUUAGGGCACCCUGCCUGCCUCGGCUAUUUUUAGAAAGAGACCGGCAUCUUACACCUCGGCACUGGAAGUGCCUCGUCUUGUCUAAUACCUUUCACCAAUAAGUCUCCUAACCACCAGUACAGUGGUGUCAGACUAACUCAAGCUUUAAUGCCCAACACAAGUACAUUACCAAAGUUUUUAUCAUUUUUCCAGGUACUUAUUUUGCCAGAUAGCCUUUUUAAUCUAUUGUUAUUAGACAAUAUACAGUAAAUUCAGCUUACUUCUGUGCUGAAGUAUUGCUAGAGUUGGGAUGCUUAUAGGGUUGGGAACAUAUCAGUAUAUGCCUUCUUAGGUAUAUUAGGUUUAUUUUGACUAACUCAAUGGUAUUUCCUGUGAAAUACACUCUUCAUUGAGAGGAGCAGGUGAGGCCAGGUAAGGCUGACUUACCUGAUAAAUUAAGCCUUCACUGCUAACAAUAAUAAAUCUUUGUUGAGUUAA